This is a messenger RNA of Pestalotiopsis fici W106-1, 1047 nucleotides long. RefSeq lists its product as uncharacterized. Lineage: Eukaryota; Fungi; Ascomycota; Sordariomycetes; Amphisphaeriales; Sporocadaceae. The record is from RefSeq and is a predicted model, not a curated record. Gene Ontology annotation, molecular function: oxidoreductase activity, acting on the CH-OH group of donors, NAD or NADP as acceptor; NADP binding. The coding region runs from base 1 to 1047 and encodes 348 amino acids. The transcript is spliced from 3 exons.
AUGGCAUCUCUAUCGAGCGCAGCACCACCCACGACCAGAGCCAUAGGAUGGAUCGGCUUGGGGAGCAUGGGCUCGGGAAUGGCCUCGAGGAUUCAGCAGCAUCUUGCUGACCAAGGAGUGCAGCCUCUCAAGGUCUACAAUAGGACAAGUUCACGAUGUGAGCCCUUGGAAAAGCUUGGAGCUCUUAGGAUUUUGUCCAUUGAACAGCUGUCUCGGGAGAGCACGAUUAUAUUUAUUUCCUCGAGCGAUGAUGAUGCCGUGAUAUCAAUUAUCGAACAAAUUCUCGGCUCAGGCAAUGCACAAGGCAAAAUGGUCAUUGAUACCACGACUGUUCACCCCGACACGGCCAAGGCCGUAGCCGAAAAGAUGAGCGCGUCGGGAGCCCAUUUUGCAUCAAUGCCCGUCUUUGGGGCAUCUCCCGCAGCUGCGGCAGGUACGCUCUUGGCUGCGUACGCCGGGCCAGACAAUGUCCUCGAGGCCGUGUCGCCGCUACUCAAAGGCGUCGUGGCACGGGAGGUCCUGGUCGUGGGAACGGAGCCGGAAAAGGCGUUACUGCUCAAGACGACGGGAAACCUCCUAAUGGCCUCCCUGAUGCAAAUCAUUGCCGAAGCCCACGUCCUGGCAUCCAAGACUGGCCUCCCGGCCGCCACGCUCGAGCGCUUGCUCGAGCUCAACUUUGGCGCCGUGGCCCAUACGGACUCGGUUCGCAUGACUUCGGGCGUCUACUGUCCGGCUCCGGGCGCCGCGCCCUGGUCGAGCCUGGAUCUGGCCCUCAAGGAUGUGGGCCACGCCAUGGGGAUCGCGGAGCGCGAGGGCGUGAGCGCCCGUGCCGGCCGUGUCGCGUACGAGGGCUUGGAAAAGGCCCGGGACUGGGCGCAGGGUGAGGGAAGGAUUAUUAAAGACCAUGGCCAUACAACAAGCCCGGGCCGAGCGCGGCCUCUUGACUCGACCAGUCUGUUUGGCGUGGUGAGGCAGGAGAGUGGCCUCGAUUUCGAGACUGACUUUGUCAAGGAACGAGACGGGACUACAAGACGGUCAUUGCCAUAG